AUGUCAGCUGCGGUCCUGGAGAACGGAGGCUUCGGCAGGAAAUCCUUCGACUUGGGACAGGAAACAAGCUAUAUUGAAGACAACCCCAAUCAAAAUGGUGACAUAUCACUCAUCUUCUCACUCAGAGAAGAAGUUGGUGCACUGGCCAAAGUCUUGCGCUUAUUUGAGGAGAAUGAUAUAAACCUGACUCACAUUGAAUCCAGACCUUCCCGUUUAAAGAAAGAUGAGUAUGAAUUUUUUACUUAUCUGGAUAAACGUAGCAUGCCUGCUCUGGUAAACAUCAUCAAGAUCUUGAGGCAUGACAUUGGCGCCACCGUGCAUGAACUUUCCCGAGAUAAGAAGAAAGACACAGUGCCCUGGUUCCCAAGAACCAUUCAAGAUCUCGACAGAUUUGCCAAUCAGAUUCUGAGCUAUGGAGCAGAACUGGACGCAGACCACCCCGGUUUUAAAGAUCCUGAGUACCGAGCAAGACGGAAGCAGUUUGCAGACAUUGCCUACAACUACCGCCAUGGGCAGCCCAUCCCUCGAGUGGAAUAUACAGAGGAAGAAAAGAAAACAUGGGGGACAGUGUUCAGGACCCUGAAGUCCUUGUAUAAAACUCACGCUUGCUACGAGCACAAUCACAUUUUUCCACUUCUGGAAAAGUACUGUGGCUUCCAUGAAGAAAACAUUCCCCAGCUGGAAGAGGUUUCUCAAUUCCUGCAGUCUUGCACUGGUUUCCGCCUCCGACCUGUGGCUGGCCUGCUUUCCUCUCGGGAUUUCUUGGGUGGCCUGGCCUUCCGAGUCUUCCAUUGCACACAGUACAUCAGACAUGGGUCCAAGCCCAUGUACACACCUGAACCUGAUAUCUGUCAUGAGCUGUUGGGACAUGUCCCCUUGUUUUCAGAUCGCAGCUUUGCCCAGUUUUCCCAGGAAAUUGGCCUUGCCUCUCUGGGUGCACCUGAUGAGUACAUUGAGAAACUCGCCACAAUCUACUGGUUUACUGUGGAGUUUGGGCUCUGCAAACAAGGAGACUCCAUAAAGGCAUAUGGUGCUGGGCUCCUGUCAUCCUUUGGUGAAUUACAGUACUGCUUAUCAGACAAGCCAAAACUCCUCCCCCUGGAGCUGGAAAAGACAGCCGUCCAGGAGUACAACAUCACGGAGUUCCAGCCCCUGUAUUAUGUGGCUGAGAGCUUUAAUGAUGCCAAGGAAAAAGUGAGGAACUUUGCUGCCACAAUCCCUCGGCCUUUCUCAGUUCGUUAUGACCCAUAUACCCAAAGGAUUGAAGUCUUGGACAAUACCCAGCAGCUUAAGAUUUUGGCUGACUCCAUCAACAGUGAAGUUGGAAUCCUUUGCAGUGCCCUCCAGAAAUUAAAGUGA
Messenger RNA from Cynocephalus volans (Philippine flying lemur), 1359 nucleotides. It is a transcript of the gene PAH, whose product is annotated as phenylalanine hydroxylase. The record is from RefSeq and is a predicted model, not a curated record. The coding region runs from base 1 to 1359 and encodes 452 amino acids. The transcript is spliced from 13 exons. Lineage: Eukaryota; Metazoa; Chordata; Mammalia; Dermoptera; Cynocephalidae. Gene Ontology annotation, molecular function: phenylalanine 4-monooxygenase activity; iron ion binding. Gene Ontology annotation, biological process: L-tyrosine biosynthetic process; L-phenylalanine catabolic process.